Messenger RNA from Cercospora beticola, 3677 nucleotides. RefSeq lists its product as uncharacterized. The record is from RefSeq and is a predicted model, not a curated record. Lineage: Eukaryota; Fungi; Ascomycota; Dothideomycetes; Mycosphaerellales; Mycosphaerellaceae.
CACGACUAUGCCACUGCGCCAAUGAGAACAUGGACGAUCCGUAGAGCGCAGUCGAUUGCCUGGACCAAGGCUCUGCGAUGGACAACGCGACUCGCUGUGCGGCGAGCGCUGCAUGUGGCGAACCCAUCCAAGCUCGAUGAGCCGUUAGGGGAAGCUUCGCCACAACAACUACUGGAGCCUCUGGGGAGGCGAUAUCAAUUAUUUCGAACAAUCGAGCCUCCAGGACGUGAUGUCACCUUAUGGAUGCCUCUGCUUGAAGGCGCACUGCCGCCGCAUCUUCGUGAUCCCAAUGUCACUCCACCAGACAUUACCCUUGGCGCUGUGGACGUCGCCCAGGUUCUGCUCGGCGCGCAAUACCCGAUGAAUGCGGACGAUAAACCCCUUGAUCUCCUCUACCAUCUUGGCAUUGAACAAAAUCGAUGGACUGCUGUCGUUUGGCUGAUCAAGAAGCUGGUUGACAGGUUCCCAGCUGCACACGCUGUCGAAUCGCGCCUUGCAGGAGUGGGAAGUAUAUGGCAGAAAGUGCCAAAUCUUGACGACGUCGACCGUCCGCUGGAUCUCGGGGCACCAGACGCCCUCGUAAACGAGGAUGCACUGCGGUCUCCAUCGUUGGACGAUAUGCUCGAUGGCCUACAUCCGAUAAACCAGGAUCGAAACAAUUUGCUGGGCCACGAGGUACUGGGACAAGUGUGGCGCACACUGGGCGCGAUGAUCAAAGCGUGUGUAGGAAACGACAUGAGACCGGAGGUGCUGGAGAUCAUCGCCUACCUGCAUCAUCGGGAGGUUAUGCCGCUGGCCAUCUACCAGGCAGAGCCGAAUCCUGAUAGGUGCGCAAUUCAACAGCCGCCUCUCAUCCCAUUCCUGUCAUCACGGAUCCUAACAUCUCUAUCCGAUGCCGCUUGGCGCGCUCAUGAAAAGCUCGUGAUAGAGGAAGCCAAGGCUUACGGAGCUCUAUCCUCACCUCGACCAGAAAUUCGCGGAAGUGUCUUUCGCGUGCAUGUAGCAGGCCUUCGUGCAGAGGUGUGGAUGGAGCUUAUACUAUGGUCGUGCCUGUACGGAGGUUGGACUCGUGAAGGCGCCUUGAUCCUCAGGUCGCUGCUCGCAGAUCGACCCAAGUCCUGGACCCUGCUGUCCUGGACAGACUACCAGAAAUCUCUCCCUGAGAACUAUUCUACAGAGCCACGAGACUGGAGGUCAUGGGAAUUCCUCUUCAAAACAAGAUCGAAGACAUCGAUGGAUGAUGUCCAGUCGCCGAAGCCUUCUGUAGUUCGCACGAUCAGCAGCGAAGUAGUCAAUGCUUAUGUGGACGCACUGUCUUGCGAUGUCAACAUUGGCGUAGGAACUCGAGGGACUGACAUCGAAGUGGUGAUGGAUUGCAUGCAUACCAUGAGACGCUCCUUGGCGGAACAAAAGCAAAGUCUUAGCUUUGGCACGUGGGGCGGGAUCAGCUUACGACUUCUCGACACCCGCAGUGCUGCACCAGAGACAGACAGUAAUCUUGCUCAAAGACUGGUUGCUCUGACUUCUGGUUUUGGAAGUGACCUUGACACGAGCAACAAUCAAGACCUGCCAGCGUAUGUCAAAGAUGGCACCACAGCCAUGCAAGGGAUCUUACAUCGCGCCCUUUACGGUCAAGUUUCUUCUGGAUCCUUCGAAGGUAGCCUAGAAGUGUUCAAUCGGAUUCAGUACCGUGCAGAUCAGGAUAAAUUCAGGGCUGUCGGGUCAUUCUUCGGCAGGCUGAACCAGCGAGGAAACGUAAAGAAGGCGGCGAACUCGGUCUUUCGCGCUGUGAGUUCCCUAGGCAUGUUCACAAGCAACCUUCCCACUAUUGAAUAUCCCGGGUUCCACGCUCAGAUUCCGCUCACGACGUUGGCGCUUUUGCUGGACCAGGUCACCGAAGCGAGAGCUUUCGAUUUCGGCCGCUGGCUGAUUUACAGCAGAGACGUAGAUGGACCGGUCAUACCCAAAACCUCCUACGACGACCCAAACUUGCAGCCAGCUCUGAUCCGGUUCGCUGCUGCCAGUAAUGACAAAGCCCUCUUGUCCCUUUUUAAGGACAGCCGCCUUUCCCGAGCAUCGCUGGAGUCGGUUCUGAUCAGUCAGAUUCAGGCACUCCGGUGGGACGCUGCGCAGGAAGCAUUAGACUACCUCUCCAGCAUACCAGGCCCAGGCCUUGGUAGUCAGCCUUUGGCUGUUGCAAUACGGACUAUGCUUGGACAGAUCACCGACCUCAAAGGCGAACAGAGCGAUACAUCCGCAAACCUGUCCCGAGCGCAAUCAUUUGUCAGGACUAUCGCCAAACGCCAACGCAAACUUCGAACACAGGCCAGUGUGUCAUUGCUGGCUGUGCUAGCAGCGAUCAACAAGCGCUGGUUCGAUUUUGCGUUCCCUCUGUGCCCAAAGAAAUCCAAUCACCCGCUUCAACUCGAUACCAGCAAAUUCAAUAUGUUACUCGAGGGCGUAGUUGCCGCACAUGGCAGCGUUGGUGGUCGUCGUUUGCUCGGGAUAUUCUGGCCGCACUCCGCACGACGCACACAUGAUGCUGCUUUCAACAUGGUUCGUAGUAGCGCAAUGCGCAAAAGGAUGCCACGCAUGCGAGCCAGAGCUCUCAAUAGCUUGAAGCGGCAGAGGAUUGUGAUCUCUUCGCCGAGGUCAGGUGACAGGAGCAGACUGGUUCUUUACGGGGCGAUAUUCCCCGAUGUCAACACGAUCCUUAUAAUCCUUCGCAAAGCGCUUGAAGAAGUCAAGGCAUCGCCACAUCCUUCGAGCUCGGACGACCAGGAACUUGUCGCACCAUCCCUUACCGAGAAAGAUACUGGUGAGGAACUAGAUCUCUCGCCACGUGGUAUUGUUGCUUGGGCGGUCCGAAGACUUGCCGAACUCCCCUAUGUACAGCGUAAUAUUGUGAAGCAGCUGGAUGUAUUCCUGAAGGAACAGGGCAUGAACGAGCUCCGCAAGGACCUUCCCGCGAUUUACGAAGAUGUAGAGGCGGAGCUUCUGGACAACUUUGCCGAUGACGAGGUGCAUGCAAGUCCGCAACAAGCAGAACGGCAAGCAGGCCAUGAUGACAACACAUUGCGCGAUGCACAUUGAGAGAUGCUCUGUGGCUUUGACUUUGAUGAUGAAGGUUCUUGGCUGCGAUCUAGCACGCGAGAACGAAAGCAAUUUCGCGCAGCUCCUCAAAUCCCGCCGCGCUGGUUGUGCCAUUUUGAUCGAUAUGCUGUAGGCCUGACCGGCGAAGCAUUCGCACGACCAAACAUCAUGAGCACGAAAAUCGGAAAAAUUCAACGCAGAUAACGUUGACCGCGGCAGGUGACCUGGAAAUGGGUGGUUGUACAGGAAAGUAGAGUGCUGCCGCCCUGAAAUGGGCUAUCAUACUUGCGUUGUGGAACGAGAUUGCUGUUGCACGACUGCGCAUUGCUGUUCGCAACCAGGGGAGUUGGUGUGAGCCACCUCAAAAGUAUUCGUGUCUCCGCUACAAAGGUGGCGUUCGAAACAGUAGACGAAACAGCGCCAGUGGAAAUAGAGGGAGUGAACAUGGAAUCACAAGAAAUGGAAUGGCAGGAAGAGAAAGGAAUCAAAGCGAGCUAAACGAGCAAAGCUGCAGAACUUCACACAUUUCCGCUUCUACAGAAAUAUAAAUUUGUAAUAAACAUUUCUGUAUAUCUGUGUACCAC